GGUGCUGCAGUCGAGAGCCAGCUUGUUGUAGUGGUGAGAAGGGCUGGCUUAGAAACCAGAAGGGUGUUAGUUCUAGUCCUGCCUUAGGGGGAAAAAGCCGGCUGGGGGACUUUAGACCAAUCCCCAGGAGAUGGUAAAUUCUAGUCCUUCCUUAAUCAGGACAGCCAACUGGGUGACUUUGGGCCAGUCGUUCUCUCUCAGCCUAACCCACCUCAAAGGGUUAUUUUGGAGGAAACAGGAGAACGAAGGAGCAUUAGGUAUGUCCACCCCUUUGAAUCAUUUAUACAGGGAGGAUAAAAAGCAUCCAUUAAAAAAAAAAACCACCAAACACACAUGUAAAUAGCUGAAAGGUCAACCAGGUGUGGAGGAAUAGGGUAGUAGAACAAAAUGCAUGCUCCUUGCUCCAUGUUGCAAAACUAAGAAGUAAUUUCUUAACCCCUGGGGAAGUUGAGGCAAGCAACUCUGGGCUGGAAGAGGAAAAAGCUCCGUCUGAAGGUCCUUUGCAGAGCAAAAGAGGAAAGGAAAGGCCUUGCUGGUGUGCAUCACAGGUGCCAGGUUUAUGUGGCAUUUUCUAGGCCACAUUCCAUAUUCGGUUAAGCCAGGACUGUUUGCGGAAGAGUCUCAAGAGUUGAAAAGAGCCUCCUAAUGUGUAGGUUUUAAAGCCUCCAUUUUGAGUCAAACCUCCCCAAAGUGUUUCCAAAUGUCCACCCAAUACACCAUUUAUUUUGCUGAUCCACUCUGGAUCCUGGCUGUACUUUUUGCAAUCCUGAAAGACGACACUCAUUAUUUCUUGUUCUUUCCCCUUUUCUAACCCUGUUUGCAUCCCACCCUGUUUAUUUAGACAGCCAGUUUUUAUUACACACUGAAAUACUGGCCUGGGUAGGAGUUGAGGUAUUUUUAGAGCUGCACAUGAAAAGAUUUCAGCAUGAAGAGCCCGAAUUGGUUUAACCUGGCAGGUCAGAGUUAAUGGGAGGAAUAAUAUUGACUCACAUGGAACUAAAUCUAAGAGAUAAUUACAUGGACAUUUUCAUAAGGACCCUAUUUUCUAUCCCUCUCUCAUUCUCCCCCCCUUUUUUUUUACAUUUUGCAAAUGCUUAGCAAACAGGAUGCCUUUUAUCUUGAGUAAAACAUUUGGGGGUACCCAAGAAAGAAUUAAAAACAAGAAGUACUGACCAAACUAUUGAUUGUGUUCCUUUAUACAUGUUUGCGGGUUUAUUAUGCUGUUUGGAAUCACAAAGCUGGAAAGGAAACUAAUUAGUGACAUCCUUGGGAUCAAUAGCUUUUAUCAGAUUGACGAACGCUGUGUCAAGUUGUCACUUUACAAACUCCCACUACCUUUGAGUGUCCGAUUGUUAUCAAAAUGCAUACGCAAAAGGAACAGAGCAGGCAUUGUGACCACAUGACUCUGCCACCAGCAUGUACCCCCCUUCCCAGGUCAAUGUAAUGAUUAGUCGGCCAGACAGGAACAUGAGAUUAAAUUCCCAUGCAGGCUAUUAACUUCACUGGGCCAAUUAUGCACGAUUAAUGUACUUCACAGGAUGGUUGGGAUGAUAAAAUGAGGACAGAUGUGGGAUACACUCUAGAAAAAAAUAACUGUAUACAUUUAUUAAAUGUGCAUGGAAGAUGAGUAGUUAUUGGCAACUAAUUCUCUCCUUAUUUUUCAUCCCUGUUUCAGAAGAGUCCAACAGCAGUAAAAAAAAAAAAAAAGAAUAAAGCAUCUAACUUAUGGUUUAUUUGAUUUAGCUGAUCCUAUCUUUCUUUCAGCUGCUCAAGAUAGUAUAAACGCAAUAACUUUGCCUAUUUUUAUUUCUUGUUGAGGGGAUAAGGAAAAUUGAUGUUGGCUCAAGAUUGCCCUGAAAACUCCGAGACUGAGGGUUUUGUUUUGUUUUGUUUCGUUUCAUUUUCACAUUUAGGAGUAACGGCCACUACAAAGAAAACUCAGGAUGAAAAGAUGGCUGACUUCUUGUUACCACUGGGUACUAACAACUUUCACCGGUUCACACCCGAAUCCUUAUCGGAGAUUGAAAAGCGGAUCGCGGCAAAGGUCGGAAAGGAUACUAAGCAGGAAUAUAGAGAGCAGGUGGGAGAGGAAGAAAAACUGCGGCCACAGUUUGACUUGCAAGCAUGCAAGAAGUUGCCAGACAUCUAUGGAUCACCCCCAUCCGAGCUUAUCGGGGAACCACUGGAGGAUAUUGACCCCUUCUACGGAGAUCAUAAGACAUUUAUAGUACUGAACAAAGGGAAGACGAUCUUUCGAUUUAGUGCCACUCCUGCCUUGUACAUUCUUAGUCCUUUUCAUCGAAUCAGAAGAAUAGCAAUUAAAAUUCUGGUACAUUCAUUAUUCAGUAUGUUUAUUAUGUGCACUAUUUUAACCAACUGUGUAUUCAUGGCGUGGUCCGAACUUCCUCCGUGGAAUAAAUACGUGGAGCAAACUUUUACUGCCAUUUACACAUUUGAGUCAUUGAUUAAAAUACUGGCCAGAGGAUUUUGUAUGACUGAAUUCACUUUCCUUCGAGACCCCUGGAACUGGCUGGAUUUUUCUGUUAUUAUCAUGGCAUACAUAACAGAAUUUGUGGACGUGGGCAAUGUCUCAGCCUUACGAACAUUCAGAGUUCUCCGGGCGCUGAAAACAAUCUCAGUCAUUUCAGGUUUGAAGACCAUCGUUGGAGCCCUUAUCCAGUCAGUUAGGAAACUUGCAGAUGUGAUGAUCCUGACCGUUUUUUGCUUGAGUGUUUUCGCCCUCAUAGGACUCCAGCUUUUCAUGGGAAACCUCAGGAACAAAUGUGUCCGAGAUUACACAGAAUUCGAAUCCAUCAACGGCACCUUCGCUUCAGAUCAAAAGACCUGGCAAACCUUGAAUGAAUUUAUCAGUGAUCCAGAAAACUACUUCAUUAAGGAGGGCACAACAGAUCCAUUACUGUGUGGCAAUAGCACAGAUGCUGGCACAUGUCCACCAGGCUACAGGUGUUUAAAGGCUGGAGACAAUCCUGACCAUGGCUUCACAAGCUUUGAUACUUUCGGCUGGGCUUUUCUCUCCUUGUUCCGCCUCAUGACUCAAGACUGCUGGGAACGUCUCUACCAACAGACUCUGAGAUCUGCUGGAAAGAUCUAUAUGCUUUUUUUCAUGCUGGUCAUAUUUUUGGGGUCUUUUUACCUAAUCAACUUGAUUUUGGCUGUGGUGGCCAUGGCUUACGAGGAGCAGAACCAAGCUACCAUUGCAGAAAUGGAGGCCAAGGAAAAGAAAUUUCGAGAAGCCAUGGAGGCACUGAAGAAAGAGCAAGAGGCGUUAGCUCGGGGCAUUGAUUCAUUGUCACUUAGUUCACUUGAAAUGUCACCUGUGGCCAUGAAGAACUUCAAAGAACAAAGGAAUCAAAGAAGAAAAAAGAAGUCCUCAGGGGCAGAUGAUGAGGCAGAAGAUCAAGAGCCUGAUUCAGAUGAGGGCCAACGAAGGGCGACUCUCCUGGGUUUUACUUCAGGCUCUUUGGAAAAUUCAGUGAGACGUAAGACCAGCCAUGGAAGUGUUUUCAGUUUCCGCCUACGCAGCAGGGAAAUGGGUUCAGAGGCAGAGUUUGCUGAUGAUGAUAUUAGCACGGUCGGAGACAGUGAAAUCCAACAUGGCUCACUGCUAAUUCCGAGGAACGGGAGACGGCUGAGUGCACAGAGUCAAGGGAUUUAUAGCUCUCCAAUCUACACAUACAGUAGCAAAAGGAACAGUUCGGUGGAUUGCAAUGGAGUGGUGUCGCUGAUUGGCGGUGGAGAAAGCUUGGAUCCAACCACUCCAACUGAUGUGUUGUUGCCACCAGUCACUGCAGAUAAAUAUGGAACAGCUGACACGACCUCCAUUUCUGAAGAGCUGAACAAGAGGCAGCUUCUAUCACCCCAACGCCUUUCUAUGGAGCAUUCUGAAGAACACUUUCAUAGGAAACGUGCUGUGAGUGCUGUCAGCAUCAUCACCAGCGCUUUGGAAGAGCUUGAGGAAUCUCAACAGAAAUGUCCUCCUUGCUGGAAUCACUUUGCAGUAAAAUUUCUCAUAUGGGAUUGCUGCCCAAUGUGGCUCUUGAUCAAGGAGAAAGUCAAGUUCAUCAUUAUGGAUCCUUUCAGCGACCUCACAAUCACCCUUUGCAUUGUGAUGAACACACUCUUCAUGGCCAUGGAUCACUACAAGAUGACCAAAGAAUUUGAGGAAGUGCUGAACGUUGGGAAUCUGAUCUUCACUGGUAUUUUUACGGCUGAGAUGGUGUUUAAGGUUAUAGCAUUGGAUCCAUAUUAUUAUUUUCAGCAAGGCUGGAAUAUUUUUGACAGUAUAAUUGUCACGCUAAGUUUGAUGGAACUAAGCCUUUCCAGCAUGGGAAAUGUGUCUGUGUUACGCUCCUUCAGACUGCUAAGGGUCUUCAAGCUUGCAAAAUCUUGGCCAACCUUAAAUACGCUUAUUAAAAUAAUUGGAAACUCAGUGGGAGCAUUGGGAAAUCUUACCCUUGUUUUAGCCAUCAUUGUCUUCAUUUUUGCGGUGGUCGGGAUGCAGCUUUUCGGAGAUUUGUACUACAAGAAUGUCAGCAGAAUCAGCAGCAACGGAAUGCUACCCCGCUGGCACAUGAAGGACUUUUUCCAUUCUUUUCUAAUAAUCUUCCGCAUCCUUUGUGGAGAAUGGAUUGAAACUAUGUGGGACUGCAUGAAAGUCGUUGGUCAGCCACUGUGUCUCCUGGUGUUUCUGCUGGUCAUGGUGAUUGGGAACCUGGUGGUGCUGAACCUGUUUCUUGCCUUACUGUUGAGCUCAUUUAGUGCUGACAAUCUUUCUGCGCCAGACGAAGAUGGGGAGAUGAACAACCUGCAGCUGGCCUUUGCCCGCAUCAACAAGGGGCUGAAGUACCUCAAGCGUGCCAUGUGGAAUUUCUGCUGUAGGGUCCUUCGACAACCAAAGGCGACUGCUGAAAAGAAAGCCAUGAUGAAGCUCGUGACUCACAAUCAGCCGGUCAUGCACAACUGUGUCAAUAAUCACAUGGCUAAUGAGUUUGUCAAAGAGGAGCAGAACCAGAAGGAGAACCACACCAGCAAUGCCAGAGGUGCCACCAACAAAGUGGCUGAUGACCACAAUAAUGACUUUAUGACCAACCCAGACAUGUCCAUUUGUGUCCCUAUUGCCAUGGGCGAGUCAGACAUUGAAGAUGAUGAGCAAAGCACAUUCACGGAAACAGACCAGGUAAGUUUCUCCUUAAACAAAUCAUGGAUGUGGUCAAUGCAGUUUUAGGGAAACUAUGAGAAAGAGGUGCAAACUGCGUAACAACCUUCUCCAAACACAGUUGGGAAUCGAAACCGUCGUAGUCCCAACACUCCUGGUGUGUAUAAAGAGUUUGAAAAGGGCUGUUCAUACAUGGUAGUAUGGGGUAGAGAUAUUUUUCUAUCUGUUGGGUUUGCUGAGCAGGUGCAGGCAGCGGAUGUGGCUCUGGAGAAGUAGAUAAUAGCAAGCCCAGAAUUCAUAUAGGAUCUCAGCUUGUGGGAAAAUUGUGCCACACUCAUUGCCUGUGUGACUAAGUGGCACCCAUUUUGCAUACUCAAGACCCUGGAGAGGUGACGAUAUUAGAACCAUCCAAAAUCAAGGCACAAACAAUAUCAUUGAUGCUUUAAUUGUUCCGGAUAUUUGUAGAUGUAAAUGCCAAAAUUGGAACAUCCUUCUGUGAUAAACUCCUCUUUUAUAUAUUACAAGCUUUUCCCUUUAUAAGCGUAGCAAUGGUUGCCAUGGUGUUCUCCAAGGACACAACUAUGCAACUAGAUUAA
This is a messenger RNA of Crotalus tigris (Tiger rattlesnake), 5772 nucleotides long. Its product is annotated as sodium channel protein type 5 subunit alpha-like. The record is from RefSeq and is a predicted model, not a curated record. The coding region runs from base 1835 to 5245 and encodes 1136 amino acids. Gene Ontology annotation, biological process: neuronal action potential; sodium ion transmembrane transport; membrane depolarization during action potential. Gene Ontology annotation, cellular component: axon; plasma membrane; voltage-gated sodium channel complex. Gene Ontology annotation, molecular function: voltage-gated sodium channel activity. The transcript is spliced from 17 exons. Lineage: Eukaryota; Metazoa; Chordata; Lepidosauria; Squamata; Viperidae.